AUGCUGGCGCGUGCGCGCCCGUGUGUGGCGCCGCGCACGUUUGCGACGAGCGCCGUGUCGCGCAGCACCGUAGAGCUCUCGUACGAGGUCCAGGAGCCGCCGUCGACCGACCGCCCCGUCGCACAGCACACCAAGGGCCUCGUCGUGUGCCAUGGUCUCUACGGCUCGAAACAAAACUGGCGCACGAUCGCCAAGGCGAUGGCCAAGGACUAUGGCGUGCCGGUCUACUCGCUGGACCUGCGCAACCAUGGCGCAUCGGCGCACACCGACUCGAUGACGUACGCGGAAAUGGCUGCGGAUGUCAAGCGCUUCUUUGACGAGCAGUCGCUCUCGGACAUUGCGCUCAUCGGCCACUCGCUCGGCGGCAAGGUCGUCAUGUCCAUGGCACUCGACCCCGAGCUGCGCAAAGACGCUCUGUCACACCUCGUCAGCGUCGACAUGUCGCCCGCCCAAGGCGCGAUCUCGUCCGAGUUUAUGGAGUACGCACGGGCGAUGCUCGAGAUCGACAAGGCGAACGUCACGUCGCGCAGCGAGGCCGACAAGAUCCUCGAAAAGGUCGAGCCGGAGCUGUCUAUCCGCCAGUUCCUCCUGACGAACCUGAAGCGCACCGAGGGGGCGAUGCACUUCCGCAUCCCGGUCGAGACGAUGAUCAAAAGCCUCGACGAGAUUGGGCGCUUCCCGUACGCCCCGGGCAAGGACGGCGAGGCGCCCGAGCGCCAGUGGGACGGCCCCACGCUCUUUAUCAAGGGAACCAAGAGCAAGUACAUCAACAAACACAACAUUCCUUUGUGCAAGGCGUACUUCCCGCACAUGGAGCUCGUCGAGAUGUCGACCGGGCACUGGUGCCAGGCGGAGCAGCCCAAGAACUUUAUGGAUAUCGUGCGCGACUUUAUCCUCAAGGCCUAA
Molecule: messenger RNA, 906 nt
Organism: Malassezia japonica
Lineage: Eukaryota; Fungi; Basidiomycota; Malasseziomycetes; Malasseziales; Malasseziaceae
Product: ribonuclease III
Exons: 3
Coding region: 1-906 (301 amino acids)
Cellular component (GO): mitochondrion
Molecular function (GO): carboxylic ester hydrolase activity
Source: RefSeq, a predicted model, not a curated record